AUGUUUUAUUUCUUUUUUAUUCUAAAUAUUUUUUAUGUGAACAGUGAAAAAGUUAAUAACACAACAAGAUUUGAUAGUUCAGAAUGUAAACUUACACAUUUUGGUACUGAAUAUGUAGGAUUUAAGAGUACAACAGCCGGAGGUGUUAGAUGCCAAGCAUGGAAUUCAAGAUAUCCGUUACAUAAGAUUGAUUCUUCAAUAAAAGAUGACGAUUUUCCUGAAAUGUCAAUGAGACAAGCGAAAAAUUAUUGUCGAAAUCCAACGAAAAAUUCUAAAGGUCCUUGGUGCUAUACAAUGGAUUCAUCACUUAUAACUGACGAAUGUGGCAUACCACUUUGCAAUUAUGGAGGUUUAAAAAUCAAUCAAUUAAAAAUUAAUUUACCCGCAUUUCUAUUUAUAGAAAUUAAUUUCUUUCAGAAUGUCGUAUAA
Molecule: messenger RNA, 429 nt
Organism: Leptopilina boulardi
Lineage: Eukaryota; Metazoa; Arthropoda; Insecta; Hymenoptera; Figitidae
Product: prothrombin-like
Exons: 3
Coding region: 1-429 (142 amino acids)
Source: RefSeq, a predicted model, not a curated record